AUUAGCAGAAACAAAAUGGCUGCGCCCAUGAUGAAAAUGUUGGUAGUUCAUAGAAUAGGUUUUUUAUCGAAAUCAUUACAUGUGAUAACGUUACCGCAAAGUAUAUUUAGAUUAAAUGUAUGUAGACACAUGUGUUAUAGGCAUGCAUCGGUGUUUCCUGUUUCAAUCUAUGCAUCAUGUAAUCUAGUUAAAUCAAGAAAUUUCGCUAGGCCUAGGCCUAGAUUUAGCUGUGGGAACUUCAGUCAGUGUCAAAAGUAUUCCUCCCGGCACGAUAGGCCUAGGCUAAGGGAGCGAGAAAAGUUGUUUGGGCCAAGCAACGAAAAUCCUCAACAAAAAGUUUUUGAAGAGCCGAAAACGAAAACAGGAGAUGAUAACACAUUGUUUAUUAUUACAGGUGGAUUAGUAGCAUUAGGAGCAAUUGCCAUAUAUAAGUGGAGUCGAGAUGAAUCAAAGAUUACCGUAUCUGGGUUGAUUUCAAAAGCCUUAGUUGCUGAGAGACGAAACAAUGCUGAAGAGGCUGAAGCAUUGUUUCAUGAUGCUCUUCAACUUGCUCAGGAGACAGAUGACCAGGAAGCUUUUACCUUCACAUUAGAUCAGAUGGCCAAUCUAGCUCUGAGGCGUCAUCAGGAUGAAAAGGCUGAAAAGCUUAUCAAAGACACUAUAAAGAACCUUAUAGCAAACGGUGUAGAUAAAACAGGAAAUGCUGUUAUUGAAUUAUCCAUAAAGUUAGCAAAUAUUUAUUCUCAAUUCAAUAAGUGUGAAGAAGCUGAGAGUGGCUAUGACUGGUGCAUUACUGCAUUAGAGAAUAAAAUGCACAAACCUGAUAACUUGAAUGAUUUCCAAGAAGGUGAUAGUUCCCUAAAGGAGGAGAAGUCUGAUAUCCAAGCACUGCUAGGAAUGAGUUUGGAAAACUAUGCAAAAUUAUUAAGCAAACAAAAACGAUACAAAGAAGCAGAAGAUGCUUAUCUGAAGGCCAUUGACAUCUGUCAGAAUGAUCUCUCAACAAAUGAAAUUAAGCACCCUCAGAUUGUUGUUUUACUUAAUGACCUUGGCACUCUGUACCACAGUCAGAAGAAGUACAAAGAAGCCCUCGAAUGCCUUGUGAAAGCAGUAGAAGAGGCCAAGUGUAUGUCACACCCAGACUUGGCAACAGCACUCUGUAAUUUAGCUUCAUGUCAAAUGUAUAUGAGGGUUUUUGAUUCAGCGAGGGAUAACUUCCAGCAUGCACUUAAAUUAGCAGAAAGGCAGGGGGAUUCAUAUGCUAUAAAAAUGAUUAAAGAUAUGAUGGCUCAGUUAGAGACUGAGAUGUACUUGCAACAUCAGAAGAAGUCAUAGAAACGGCAGCCCACCUCACAGUGUUUAGAUGGAAAUACAGAUGGAAUUGACCAUGAGACAUCUGCCUGUUUGUGGCCUCACAGUCCUAGAGAUAGCAAUUAUCCAGUUUAAGAGACAAGAUAAAACAUUACACUAGUGCCUCAAUCUGCUUGAAGCCUCACUGAUUACUGAUGGCUUUAGGAUGGACAAUAAUCAAUCAAUCUUUUUAGUGCCAAAAUCCAUCAUAAUCCAAGAGACAUGGUAGCCCUAGAGAUAGUAGUCAAGCGCUAGUAUCUCAAGAAAUGGCAAUAAGCUCAAGUGAUGGUAUUCCAAUAGUUGGUAGCCCAAAAGAUGGAAGUACAAAUGAUGGGAGCCCAACGAUAUAGAUUGAGCUUGCUGUGAUUAACAUAGGCUUCAGUAUAAUGAUUGACAAUAAUCAUUUAAUCUUUUAAAAAUUUAUUUAGUGCCAAAAUCCAGUGCAAGCAAUGUUUGUUGGCGCUGUGACAUUGACUCAGAAUGACUCAAUAUUAUUGUUAAUAUUGUUUGUGACUAAGCACCAUCUUGGGGGAAUAUAACAUCAAAUUGUCCCAAUAAAGUGCUGUUGUGAUUUCAAUGAUUGUCUGCACUCAGAGUGUACAUUAAGAGAGUAACAAUACUUAAUAUAAUAACAUUUAAAUAAUAUGCUAGAACUAUAUUGCUUCGUGCCAACUAGGCCUAGGCCUAGGCCUCUAAGCGCUUCAUAUUAUAUAAACCCCUGGUCAUUGAAUCAAGCACAUAUGGAACACAUGCUUAUCUCCCUAGGGGGAAUUCCCUAAUGUUGCAUUUUUAAUCAGCACAUUUUGUUUCAAUCUCCACUUGCAUUCCUGGGUGCAGAGACAAUUAUAGGUAAAGUGCAGCCUUGCCUAGGACAUAAGCGAAAUCUACAGGGAUGGAUGAAACCUCCAACCUCAAAGUUCAGAAGCAGAACAAAAAUCGGUGUCCAAAAGGCCCCUACUUAUAUUAUACUUUAGUUAACAAUCCUGGAUUUGCAUAAAUGGUGGAAAUACAUAUUUAUACAGUACCAAUUGCAAAGAGUGUAAGAAUAAGAAUAUGAAUUCUUACGGUAGAUAAUGGACCGAAAAUUCAAUGGGUGGCGCAGUGCCCGCUGCCUUGUUAACAGGACAUGAAUAGACCAUUGUGGUAUGAUUAGUCUAGAACAUAGGCCCCACAUACAACGUAGCUUGCGGCAUCCCCAUAAGCAAUGUCAUCUUCUAUGUAAAAUCUUGAACAUAGACGCUGUUGAUUGGCAGGCAAAUAGUGCACUGCCCAUGAUCUCUACUGUAGUAUGGCUAUUACUAAGACUCAAAUAAAAACAAAUAUAAUCUAUAAUAAAGCAUUAAAGCCAGGCUCCGGAGGGAAAAAAAUGUGUAUAUGUUGCACAACUGGUUUUUCUACGACACAAAAAGGGUGUUGGUUAAAAAACUCGGGAAAGGGUGGUUAUGCCCCUUUUUGCAUUAACUCCCCCAGUUUUUAAAUAUUCAAUAAUUCAUUUUUAUGACACACUUAGCAUUUAAAAAUCCAAUAGUGAAUCCUGCAUAAUUCCUGACCUCCGUUUGUCAUCAUAUAUCAAUUUAACCUUGCAUAUAUGAUAGAUUUUAUUCGAUUUAAUCCCAUCUCAAUAAACAUACAAAUAUAUAAAGAAAAUGUAGGCUAGCAAGUUAUUCAUAUCGCACGAAUAAACAACAUUAUAAUGAGUA
Molecule: messenger RNA, 3050 nt
Organism: Anneissia japonica
Lineage: Eukaryota; Metazoa; Echinodermata; Crinoidea; Comatulida; Comatulidae
Product: tetratricopeptide repeat protein 19, mitochondrial-like
Exons: 7
Coding region: 16-1335 (439 amino acids)
Biological process (GO): mitochondrial respiratory chain complex III assembly
Cellular component (GO): mitochondrial inner membrane
Molecular function (GO): protein binding
Source: RefSeq, a predicted model, not a curated record